UCUUCUCAAAUAAAUAAAGGCACAAAGUAAGUGCAAAAUAUCGAAAUUUUCGCUAAGGUUAUAGUUUAUUUUAAAUUAAUUGAACACUUGAAAUCUUAAAAAAAUCAUUAGCCUUCGUGGAAGAAUACACAGUUUUUCUCUGUUUCGAAUGAAAAAGAUUUGUAUGAAACCCAUUGAAUAGGUUGGUUAGUAAUUAUGGAUAACGUAAAUCGGAACAUUCCCCGUUUACCAGGACCUGCUAUAAAUCCUGUAGUAGAAAAUUCAGACGAACCACAACCAAGUCUCUCGGAUUUACACGAUUUUGAGCCAAAAUUAGAAUUUGAUGAUUCCGAACUAUUGGCGACUCCUUUUACACAUACCCAACACGAUGUGAUGGAUGAAGAUUUUGUGAUUACAGAUGAUCCCAGCGAUGAGCCAGUAGAAAUUCCAAAUCCCCUAGAAGAUGAUUUUGAGGAUCAAUUAAGGGAAGAAAAUGAAAAUUUCAGUAUUACACCCAAAAGAAAAAACUGUGAUUUUUUGGGAACAGAUAAACAGGGACGACAUAUUUUUGGUAUUUACGCAUCGAGAUUUCCAGAAAGAUCACAAAUGGAAAGUUUCAUCAGAGAUAUCAUAAAAGAAAUUGAACCAUAUGUCGAAAAUGAUUACAUACUGGUAUAUUUCCACCAGGGCUUGAAAGAGGACAAUAAACCAUCGGCGCAAUUCCUAUGGAAUUCAUAUAAGGAGCUUGAUCGAAACUUUCGAAAAAAUUUAAAAAAUCUCUACGUUGUGCAUCCCACAUGGUUUAUACGUGUCAUAUGGAAUUUCUUUAGUCCUUUUAUUAGUGAAAAAUUCCGCAAAAAACUUGUCUAUAUAUCCAGUUUAGACGAACUGCGACAAGCUUUGGGCUUAUCGAAAUUGAAAUUACCCGAUACCGUCUACAAUUUUGAUGAUAGCCUUAAUCACUCGCGCAAACAACAUCCACACGACGAUUUACCUAAUAGCAAACAAAUGGCUAAAACAACACAGUUUGGUGUAACGCUUAAAUUUAUCGUUACCAAUAGUCCGUGUUUAAAUUCAAUACCGCCCAUUGUACGCAAAUGUGUAGAUUCAUUGUCGAUUACGGGCAUGAUAGAUACUGAAGGUAUAUUUCGGCGUUCUGGCAACCAUUCCGAAAUCAUAGCUUUGAAAGAUCGCGUCAAUCGAGGCGAAGAUGUUGAUCUCAAGGAUGUUAAUGUUCACGUUAUAGCCGGUCUAUUAAAAAGUUUCCUUAGAGAUCUAUCCGAGCCGUUAUUAACCUUUGAAUUAUAUGAAGAAAUUACAAGUUUCAAGGAAUGGCCUAAAGAGGAUCGAUCCCGCAAUGUAACACAAUUGAUUCGUGAGAGAUUACCUGAAGAAAAUUAUGAACUAUUUAAAUAUAUUGUGGAGUUUUUAGUAAGGGUUAUGGAAUGCGAAGAUCUCAAUAAGAUGACUUCGUCAAACUUGGCUAUUGUCUUUGGUCCCAACUUUUUAUGGUCUGAUAAGAAAACAACAUCUCUGGAUGAAAUUGCACCUAUCAAUGACUUUGUUGAUUUUGUAUUGCGGAAUCAUAAAGACAUCUAUUUAGUCGACAUCAAUCAACGUCCCACGCCUAUAGGCUGAACAUUUAAAAAUAUAACCAAUAUUUUAUAGGCAAUAUUGAAGAUAACCAUAAUAAUUUCCGUAAAAAUAUAAGCCACAAACACAAAAAAGAAGGGAAAAAAAAGAAAGAAAGAAAAGAAAACAACAAAAUAAUUAUUCUAAAAUUUUUAUGUAAUAACUAAGUAUAAAUAAGAUAUGAAGGUGUUAAAGCAUCGCAUACAAAAAUCAAUAAGCCUAGGUUAUUCCAUUUAUGUUAAGUGUAUAUUAAUAACAAAUUACUUUUAAUAACAUACAAAUGCAUUACAUACACACACAUAUACAAGUUUGGGUUGUUUUGUAUAAUCUGUCAAGUUUUAUAGAAUGUUAAGCUGUUGAUUUCCUAAAACUAUAAACUCCUUAAUUUUUCCCGCUGAACACACCACACUUUAAUGUAAUCCAACAAUAACUUGAUGUUUAUAUAUAUAUGUAUUUCUAUAUUGUUUAACUAUUUACAUAAAAACCAAUAUAUACAUACAAAUAUUUUUAAUUACCAAAGAAUGUUUUAAAUCAAAUGCUAUUAUUGGUCAUUGUAAUAUGGUAUUGUGUAUUGUUUUAUUUAACACAAUGUUAAAUUGUCCUUAAAAUAUUCAUUGCAUCAGUUUAUUAUCAGUCACACUUCAAAUGGCAGUGGUGUAGUCUUAAAGUGCAUUAUGCAAUCUUUUUUUUUAUUUUUUAUUCCAACAUUUAAUACAACAUCAAACAAACAUCGUUCACACUAGAUCAUACAUAUGAUCAAUGUGUGAUGAAACAAGUAUAUGUGGCACAAACACAAAAACAACAAUUCGUAGAAAUUACCAAGGCACACUAAAAACACAAAUCAAAAUAAAUAAAACAAGUUUUAAACUUUGUAAUAUAAAUGUUAUUAUAGUAAGAAACUAAAGAAAAUAAAAAUAUUUAUAAUGAUUGACAAA
This is a messenger RNA of Stomoxys calcitrans (stable fly), 2546 nucleotides long. It is a transcript of the gene RhoGAP68F, whose product is annotated as rho GTPase-activating protein 68F. Gene Ontology annotation, molecular function: GTPase activator activity. The transcript has 8 exons. Gene Ontology annotation, cellular component: cytoplasm. Bases 196 to 1617 code for a protein of 473 amino acids. The record is from RefSeq and is a predicted model, not a curated record. NCBI's taxonomy places the organism in Eukaryota, Metazoa, Arthropoda, Insecta, Diptera, Muscidae. Gene Ontology annotation, biological process: negative regulation of endocytic recycling; small GTPase-mediated signal transduction.